AUGAUUUUGAUCAAGACGUGUGAGGCGCAGGGGGGUGUGGGGGCAGCAGCAGAGCUGAAGCAGGAGAGGGAUGAGCCGUGCUCGCCCCUGCAGCCUACGCUGGCCUCUGCAGCCUGCACUCGCCCCUGCAGCCCACGCUCGCUCCUGCUGCCCGUGCUCGCCCCUGCAGCCGCGCUUGCCCCUGCAGCCCGCGCUCGCCCCUGCAGCCCGCGCUCGCCCCUUCAGCCACUCUCGCCCCUGCAACAUGUGCUCGCCCCUGCUGCCCGCGCUCGCCUCUGCAGCCCGCGCUCUCCCCUGCAGCCACGCUCGCUCCUGCAGCUACGCUCGCCUCUGCAGCCGCGCUUGCCCCUGCAGCUGCACUCGCCCCUACAGCUGCGCUCACCUCUGCAGCCCGUGCUCGCCCCUGCAGCCGCGCUCGCCCUUGCAGCCCGCACUCGCCCCUGCAGCCCGCACUCGCCCCUGCAGCCGUGCUCGCCCCUACAGCCCGCGCUCACCCCUCCAGCCGCACUCGCCCCUGCAGCCCGCGCUCGCCCCUGCAGCCCACGCUCGCCCCUGCAGCCCUCCUUGCCCUUAGGCCCGCACGCUGCCCUGCCCUGCAGCCCGCGCUCGCCCCUGCAGCCCACCCUGCCCUUAGGCGUGCGCGCUGCCCUGCCCUGCAGCCCGCGAGCUGCGAUGCCCUGCCCUUAG
Closterium sp. NIES-65 is the source of this 687-nucleotide messenger RNA. NCBI's taxonomy places the organism in Eukaryota, Viridiplantae, Streptophyta, Zygnematophyceae, Desmidiales, Closteriaceae. The record is from the annotation of a GenBank genome assembly.